Drosophila subobscura is the source of this 504-nucleotide messenger RNA. RefSeq lists its product as uncharacterized. The transcript has a single exon. The record is from RefSeq and is a predicted model, not a curated record. NCBI's taxonomy places the organism in Eukaryota, Metazoa, Arthropoda, Insecta, Diptera, Drosophilidae. Bases 61 to 420 code for a protein of 119 amino acids.
AAGCACUUGGCCGCCUCCACGCUCGGUUGAUUUCUCAAUAAGUCUUCGCCGUGGAACAAUAUGCGCGCUCCAGAGUGGAUGAGCAGCGAAAUGGCGCGUCUGACAUUGAAAUUGGAACGGUAUAAGCCUGUGGGCAGUGGCUACAAUCGCAUCCAGUCCAUACGGCUCUCCAAGAGCGUUACUCAAAUGCUGAACAAUCCGCUGCCCAGCGUGCUGGCUGCAUCCACCGCCCGAUCGCCACAGGAGAGCUCCCGCACAACGCCACGUCAGCGCGGCGUACUUAGUCGCAGCGAUUCCGAGUGGGAGGAGGUGUAUCCUGCCGUCAAGUUGUGUCGCCAGCACAGCACAGAGAGUGCCAGCAGCCUGGACAGUGAGCUCAAGUUCACGCACUACCGGAAUUGCUCAACGCGGAUUCCCUAAAGGAUAAUUAUUACAUUGGUUUUAUUUUUGCGAUAUUUGUGUACUUUUUACUGUGUGCUGCUAUAAGAAAUAAAUUAAAUUAGU